CACGACACCAGCCAACCAUCUUAUGUUCUGUUUGGUUAACUCGCUCAAAUUCAUUGCAGUCGCUACAAUUACACUCUUCAACUAUUUCAUUCUUCGCUCUCUUCUCCUACAUUCACUAUCCUGAUUCACCGAAACAAUCAUAUAUCGUUUAAAAUUACAGUUAUUUGAAGUAAUUGAAAUCCAUCGUUAUGACGGUUGGAUGUGUACAGUGUGGGACCCAUAGUAACCCUUGUCGGUGCAAGAUAGUGGGUCCCACACUGGGGUUUUUGGCGUUUGUGGGAGCUGCGGUGGUGGAGUGGCCGGUGGGAGCAGUGGUGUACUGCUUCCGACACAUGAAGGGUCGCCGCAUCAUGGCUCAUCCGGCCACCGUGGUUUAUCCUCGGGUCUCCAAUGCCAUUCCCAUUUGAUGGAGAUGUACUGUAACUUUACCUUCUGCGGCCGCCUGUUGCUUGCGUCUUGGUGUGGUUUUUUAAUGUUUUUUUUUGUUUUUCCAACGUUCUCCUUGUACUAAAUAUUGUGAUAAUAAAGAUGCAACCCGUUCUUCCCAUAUCUA
Molecule: messenger RNA, 553 nt
Organism: Camellia sinensis
Lineage: Eukaryota; Viridiplantae; Streptophyta; Magnoliopsida; Ericales; Theaceae
Source: RefSeq, a predicted model, not a curated record